Entrophospora candida is the source of this 2933-nucleotide messenger RNA. Lineage: Eukaryota; Fungi; Glomeromycota; Glomeromycetes; Entrophosporales; Entrophosporaceae. The record is from the annotation of a GenBank genome assembly.
GAGGUUUGACAAAUGAAGAAGUUAUCGAAACACGUUUUCCAAUUUAUGGAUUGAAUGAAUUAUCAGGCCAGGGGAAUGUCAACGCAUUCAUGGUUUUGGCAAAACAAUUUUUAAAUGCUUUAACGUUGAUAUUGAUGAUUGCCAUGAUUGUCUCUUUUGUCACGAAAGAUUAUAUUGAAGCAGGCGUGAUUGGAUUUGUUGCAAUAACAAAUGCAUUAAUCGGAUUUUUUCAAGAGUAUCGGGCCGAGAAAACUAUGGAAUCAUUAAGAAAAAUGACUUCGCCAACUGCAAGAGUUAUUAGAGAAGAAGCUUCAACGUUUGUUCCUACGAAUACUCUAGUACCUGGAGAUAUAUUAGUAAUUGAAGAAGGAGAUGUAGUUGGUGCAGACGCCCGAUUAUUUGAAUGUCAAAAUUUGGAGAUUGAUGAAGCCUUAUUAACUGGUGAAUCUGUACCUGUUGCCAAAUUUGCUGAUGUGAUCGAAGAACAUGAUAAACCAAUAGGUGAUCGAUUAAAUUUAAUAUAUUCUAGUACAACAGUAACAAAAGGAAGAGGAAAAGGCAUUGUUAUAAGUACAGGAAUGGAAACAGAAAUUGGGAAAAUUGCAAAAAGUUUAUCGUCAUCAUCUAUUAUACAAAGGAGUCCUUUACAAAAGACAAUGGAUAUGAUGGCAUAUAUAUUAUUUGGAAUAGCUGUUGUGCUAUCCGUAAUAGUAUUUGGUGUAAAUAAAUGGCAAUUUACUAGAGAGGUUUUUAUUUAUGCAGUAUCUGUUAGUAUUGCCAUAUUACCUGAAGGUCUUGUUGCUGUGAUUACAUUAACUAUGGCUUUGGGUGUACGGAAAAUGGCCAAAAAUAAAGCAAUUGUUCGUAAACUGAGCGCAUUGGAAGCAUUGGGAUCUGUAACAAACAUUUGUUCUGACAAAACUGGUACACUUACACAAAGCAAAAUGAUUGCAACCAAUGCUUGGUUAUUACACGAAGGUUUUUACAAAAUAACUGGUCGUAAAGGUUACUCUCCAAAUGGUAAAAUAUAUAACAUUGGCCAUAGUCUUUCUAAUAAUUAUAAUAAUGAUUGUGAAGUGACAUUUAAAAAUAUGAGUUAUGCAUUUAGACAACUAGUUCAAACUUCCGCUCUUUGUAAUAUGGCCGUGAUUAGAAAAGGUGUUAUUCGUGGUGAAUGGAAUGUUAUAGGUGAUCCAACUGAGGGAGCACUUCAAGUAUUUUCACAUAAAGCUGGAUUACCAAAACCGGUACUUGAAAGCGACGAAUUUAAAUUCAAAUUAAUAAUGGAAUAUAACUUUGACACAAUUUUAAAAAGAAUGUCGGUCCUUUACAAAAAUGAAAUCACCAAUGAAUAUUAUGUAUUCAUGAAAGGUGCAACUGAAUCUAUUCUAAAACAAUGCACAAAAUUCCAAGUUGGUGAUGAUGUUGUCGAGAGAGAAUUUAAUGAUGAUGGUAGUGACGAAAAAUUUAAAUUGGAAAUUAAUAAUAGUCUUGAGAGUUUGGCUAGUAAAGGAUUGCGUGUAUUAUCAUUGGCAUAUCGAAAAAUAAAUAAUUCUAGUAAAACAGAUAAAGAAUUUUCAAUGAUGACACGCGAGGAAGUGGACAACGAUAUGAUAUUUUUAGGAUUUGUUGGUAUUUACGAUCCACCAAGACCUGAAUCAAAGGAUGCCGUAAUGAAGUGUUUUGGUGCUGGAAUUGAAGUUCACAUGUUAACAGGCGACCAUCCUUUGACCGCAGCAGCAAUUGCUAAAGAGAUAGGAAUAAUUCCCUCAAAUUAUUUAGUCAGUAGUAAUAAUAUUAAUAAAAUCGCUAAUGACGAUAAUGGAUCACAAUCGCAACUUGUAAUGGCAGCAACACAAUUUGACGCAUUUACUGAUAAAGAAAUUGAUGAACUUAAAGAACUGCCAAAAGUUAUUGCUCGUUGCAGUCCUGAAACUAAAGUGAAAAUGAUUGAGGCUUUACAUAGAAGAAAAAAAUUUGUGGCAAUGACUGGUGACGGUGUCAAUGACUCGCCAAGUCUUAAAAAAGCAGAUAUUGGUAUUGCAAUGGGAAUGGGCGGUAGUGACGUGGCAAAACAAGCAAGUGAUAUAGUGUUGACUGAUGAUAAUUUUGCAACUAUAGUUAUCGCAAUCUCUGAAGGUCGUAGAAUCUUUGUAAAUAUACAGAAAUUCAUUUCACAUUUACUCAGUGGAAAUGUAUCAGAGAUUGUUGCAUUGGUGAUCGGGUUGUCAUUUAUUGAUGCUGAUGGUUUAUCGUUAAAUCCAAUGUCACCAUUACAAAUACUUUUCUUGAACAUGGUUACUAGUUCACCGCCUGCAAUGGGUUUGGGGAUUGAACGAGCAUCAAAAGAUAUAAUGAGAUAUCCACCCCAAAGUCGUCGUGGAUUAUUUUCAUGGGAAGUCAUUGGUGAUACGUUAUUUUAUGGAUGUAUUAUGGGUGGAUUGACGUUAGCAAAUUUUUCUAUAGUGAUUUAUGCAGCUGGUGAUGGAAACUUAGGUAGCGGAUGCAAUUAUAGUUUGAAUCCGGAGAUAGAAGACGCAUGUGAACAAGUUUUCCGAGCAAGAGGUGUAUCCUUUGCGACUUUAACUUAUCUACUAUUUAUACAUGCCUAUAAUUGUCGAUCGUUAAGAAAUCCGAUUUGGUCGAUGCAUUUCUGUGAUAAUAAAUUUUUAUUUUGGGCAGUAGUUGGCGGUGCACUUAUUGCAAUUCCUACUUUUUAUAUACCUGGGUUGAAUACAAAAGUAUUUCAUCAAUUAGGGUUUAGUUGGGAAUGGGGAUUAAUACUGGGAUCAAUAAUAAUAUUUGAAAUAGUUGUUGAAAUAUAUAAAUUUUCCAAAAGGCGUUAUUGUGCACCUUUAAUGUUUGCUAGUUUAGUACCAGGAGGAGGAGAAGAAGAGGAUGAUAAUGGUGGAACAAAUAUCACAAUAGUAUGA